Molecule: messenger RNA, 1415 nt
Organism: Impatiens glandulifera
Lineage: Eukaryota; Viridiplantae; Streptophyta; Magnoliopsida; Ericales; Balsaminaceae
Product: amino acid transporter AVT1J-like
Exons: 2
Coding region: 86-1372 (428 amino acids)
Cellular component (GO): plasma membrane
Source: RefSeq, a predicted model, not a curated record
AAAUCUGCUUACAGCAUCUCCACCACUAACAAACUCCUUCUCUAUCUUCUUUCUCACCUCCACUCUCUCUCUAUCUACGGCGGCCAUGGAAGCUCCGGCAAGAGGAGACGAAGAGUCCUCAUAUAUCAUACCACUCUUACAUAACAUUGACAUAAAACAACAGAGUAUUUAUAGAUCUAAUGAUAGUCAAACUGACGAAGAAGAAGAAGGUAACACCUCCUUCUUCAAAACCUGCUUCAAUGGUCUCAACGCCUUAUCAGGAGUCGGAAUAUUAUCGGUUCCAUAUGCGUUAGCUUCAGGAGGAUGGUUAACAUUAGGCCUUCUCUUUAUAGUGGCCAGUUCAACAUUCUACACAGCUUUACUAAUCAAAAGAUGUAUGGAUAUAGAUCCGAGCAUUAGAACAUAUCCCGACAUCGGCGAAUUAGCAUUCGGUAAAAAGGGAAGAUGGGUUGUUUCCAUUUUCAUGAACAUCGAGCUUUAUUUGGUUGCUACUGGUUUUCUAAUUCUAGAAGGUGAUAACCUUCAUAAGUUGUUACCAAACGUGGGUAGUUCUCAGAUGUUCAUUAUCGCGGUGUCUGUUAUCAUACUUCCGACGGUUUGGCUUAAUAUGAGUAUCAUGUCUUAUAUUUCAGCCGGCGGGGUAAUUGCUUCCGCCGUGAUUCUGUUUUCAGUGAUCUGGGUUGGAGCUUUUGAUGGAAUUGGAUUUCGUAACAAUGGUGUUCUUUUGAAUUGGAAUGGAAUAUCCACUUCUUUGAGUUUAUACGCUUUCUGUUACUGUGCUCAUCCUGUUUUCCCCACUUUAUAUUCUUCAAUGAGAGAUAAGAAUCAAUUCUCAAAAGUUCUUUUAGUUUGUUUUUCUCUUUGCACGAUUUGCUACGCAUCAAUGGCGGUUUUUGGGUAUCUAAUGUUUGGUUCAGGUGUUGAAUCUCAGAUUACUUUGAAUCUUCCAACUGAUAAAAUAAGUUCGAUGGUGGCUAUUUACACUACUUUGGUGAAUCCGAUAUCGAAAUAUGCUUUGAUGGUAACUCCGAUUAUGAAUGCGAUGGAGAGACGGGUUCAAGAUUUGUAUGGGAAAAAAGUUUCGAGAGUGAUGAUUAGAAGUGGUUUGGUGAUUAGUACGGUUGGGGUGGCUUUAUUGGUUCCUUCUUUUGGAGAUUUGAUGACUCUUGUGGGAGCUUUCUUGAGUUCUUCGGCUUCUAUUGUUCUUCCAUGUUUGUGUUAUUUGAAGAUUUCAGGUGGGUAUGGAAGAAGAAGAAUAAGAACAGGGGUUGGAUUUGAAACUGUGAUUAUUGUGGGAAUUGUUAUAAUGGGUAUUUGUAUUGCUUUUGUUGGUUCUUAUGUAGCUAUUCAACAGUUAUUAUUUCAUAUGUAAGCAAAAUUAUUAUUCACAAAAUAAAACACUGUUUCUCAGUGUU